UUUCUCCAAUUCCCCAAAAGACAACAUUCAUACAUACUAAAAUAGAGAAUUAGUUCUUCGGAAUAGUGGCAUUAUUAAAAGUCGAACUUUAUAAACAUUCAGCUUCAUAUGGUCUGAACGGCUUAGUUAUCAAGUGUGCACUAAACAAAGGUUUGAAUCAUUACACUUUUUCAGUCUAUAAAAACGCCUUUGCAGCUCUCUUCAUUGGUCCUUUUGCUUUCUUCCUCGAAAGAAAAAUUAGGCCAAAGAUGACGAUUUCUAUCUUCCUGAAGAUCAUGUUGCUGGGAUUACUAGGGCCAGUGAUAGACCAGAAUUUGUUAUUUGGUGGGAUGAAAUUUACGACUGUAACUUUUGCGGCAGCUAUGCGCAACAUUGUUCCAGUCAUUACCUUUGUUAUGGCUUUGAUCGUAAGACUUGAGACGGUGAAGAUGAAGAGUUUACAUAGCCAAGGCAAGAUCCUAGGGACAUUAGUGACUGUUGGAGGAGCCAUGAUGAUGACACUAAUUAGAGGUCCUUCCAUUCGAUUUCCAUGGACAAAUGACCAUACUCUUCAUCAUCAAACUUCUGUUAACACUUUCAAUACUCAAGAUCAGCUUAAAGGAUCUCUCAUGGUCACCGCCAGUUGCUUUUCAUGGGCAAGUUUUCUCAUUGUCCAAGCGCUUACAUUAAAGUCAUACCCGGCUGAGCUCUCUUUCGCAACACUCGUGUGUAUGAUUGGCGCAUUGGAAGGGUCUCUACUUGUUGUUGUAGCCGAGAGGGCCAAUGCCUCAGUUUGGUCAAUUAACUGGGACAUCAAACUACUUGCGGAAAUUUACAGUGGGAUAUUGUGUUCUGGAUGCGCAUAUUACAUUUCGGGAGUAGUAAUGCAAGAUAAAGGUCCAGUUUUUGUGGCCGUUUUCAGCCCUCUUGGGCUGGUUUUUGUGGCUAUUUUGGGGUCUACCAUUUUAGCCGAGAAACUGAACUUGGGAAGUGUUCUUGGCGCUGUAAUAAUAGUCUUUGGCUUAUAUUUGGUCCUAUGGGGCAAGUGCAAGGAUCAAAACCGACAAGACCAAGAGUCAUCAAUAGCUCAACAACAAUGUGAUGAGCACGAAGAUAGUGAUGUUAAAACACAAUGUUGUUGAAUCUCGUGAGAAAACAUCCAGUGAUCUUGAUUCUCAUUAAAGAAUGAUCAUUUAGUAAAUGGUUCUUUUGUUUA
Helianthus annuus (common sunflower) is the source of this 1195-nucleotide messenger RNA. RefSeq names its product WAT1-related protein At2g39510. The record is from RefSeq and is a predicted model, not a curated record. The coding region runs from base 249 to 1121 and encodes 290 amino acids. Gene Ontology annotation, molecular function: transmembrane transporter activity. The transcript has 8 exons. Lineage: Eukaryota; Viridiplantae; Streptophyta; Magnoliopsida; Asterales; Asteraceae. Gene Ontology annotation, cellular component: plasma membrane.